Messenger RNA from Pristis pectinata (smalltooth sawfish), 3183 nucleotides. RefSeq names its product SH2 domain containing 5 (gene sh2d5). The transcript is spliced from 10 exons. Gene Ontology annotation, cellular component: postsynaptic density. The record is from RefSeq and is a predicted model, not a curated record. Bases 330 to 1661 code for a protein of 443 amino acids. Lineage: Eukaryota; Metazoa; Chordata; Chondrichthyes; Rhinopristiformes; Pristidae.
UCUGAACAGUUCUCCAGCCAGCCCUCCCCUUACUGUGAUACUGUACACUGCGAGCCGUGGAAAUAACAGUUUCAAAAAAGGAGAACCAUUUCCGGCAAAAUACACACGCCUCUGUGAGCACUGAUGUCAACACGGCGAUGAGGGGAGGACCAGGUGAGAGGUUCGCCCGUGCAAUCGCCCAGUCCUCCGCAAUCUCGGCGGCUCCAUGACCCCAGCUCCUCGGGACCCCGGCUCCCCACACUCCAGAACUUGCUCCAAGUUUAGCCUGGAGUGUUACGCGUCAACGUUAAGUGAAGCCCCGCCGAGACGCCGGAGGGAUCCCUGCGGUGAUGGCCAAGAGCCGGUCUCCAGACACCAAACCCAGAAUCAGGACCAAGUUCGCUGAGUAUGUAGGUUCCUUCACUGUGGAGGAUCAAGAUCUUGAAGGAAUGACAUGGCGGAUUCAUCAACAGCUUCAUUUGCUCAAGAAGUUUCCUCGAAAAAUGGCAGUAAUACUGAAAUUCUCAUCACAAGGAAUAAAGAUGUAUAAUGAAAAUAAAGAGAUACUAUUGAUGGCUCAUGCCCUGAAAAGAAUCUUAUACACCACGUGUCAACCAUCUGACUGUCAGUUUGCAUUUGUCACACGCAACCCCUGCAGACCACCAAGUGAGCUCUUCUGCCAUCUGUUUGUCACUGCGGAGCCAAAUGAGGCAACGAUGCUCAAUUUGCAGCUGUGCCGGAUGUUCCAGGUUGCUUGCUGCAUGAAAUACAAAAGGGAACAACAAAGUAGUGCACCUGUCAUUAAUUGCUCUAAUCAGGAAACCCUCUUGGAACCAAGUUCCCCAGUACUUUCAACAAGACACGUGAAAGAGCGUUAUGGUGAUCUGGAGGUUUCCCUGAAUGUCAGUGCCUUGGUGACCUUUAGGAGAAUACCACGAGAAGAGGAAAUCAGAGCAAAAGAAGUAGUAAAGCAAAGUGACCAGGAUGCGGAGGAAACCUUUAAAAGUGAAAACUAUGGAUAUCGUACCAGCAGUCCAAAUGCAUAUGAUCCUUCUAGUGGUACUAAGGCCCAAACAAAAGAAAUGGAUCCACUGGAAGACUGUCCAUUCUCUUCACUAACGCUGGUACGUAAGAAAGCUAUACGCAACAAAGGAAUCAGGUCAGGAGCUUACAGGAGCUCGACCUUCAAGAGACAAUUCCAACAAGCACUUGCAGAUGGCUACAGUUGCAGGUGGGGAGACGAACUCUUGGAAUCCUGGAGAGCACUUGCUCCACUACAGCAUGAAGAAGUCCUAAUGGACACUGUUUGGGCCAGUGCUGGGAUACCCAGGGAUUGUGCCAUAGAACUUUUAAAACGUGAUGUUCUGGGAGCUUUCUUACUUUGGGUGAAUCCUGGCCCUCUGAAGUGCUGGACACUGAUGAUGCGGACCCCAUUUGGUGUGAUAAACUACAUGAUCUGUAAAAAUGAUGAAGGCAAAUAUUAUCUUGAGCAUCUGAAUACAGAAUUUCCCAGCUUAAAAGCCUUGAUAGAACAUUACACAACAAUUGAUGAUGGUCUGUUUUGUUGCUUAAGUGCUUCAAGGGUGAAUCAUUGUUAUGAAGAACAAGAUUGUACAGAAUGUGACGGCUUGUAUCCAACUCAAACCAAACCUGAAGGCAGGUUUCUUCAAACUAACAAGUAAAUCUUCCAUGAUCUGAAAAGGUUGGUUUCUGCUGAUCAUAACAACAGACUGCCUGCAGAUUAUAUUGUGCAGAAUGGUUUAGGAAAAUCAACUGCCAAUAAACUUGAACUUGCCACAGACAGCUUCUUGAGUUGUCGUGAUGUUAUUCACUUUUGCAGCUGUUCUAGAGUGACACUUUAUGCAAUAGCAUGCCUCAGAAGUUGUAAGAAUAAGACUUGCUUAUGGCUUUAACUGGAUAUCUGUACCUUCACAUGUGUUUUCUCAAUCCUUCCAAAUCCAGACUGAGUUAACAUUCGAUGAGGUAAGACAUAGAUCAUUAUGCUGCAUUAUUUCACAACAAAUAGACAUUGAUAGCAACAGUUAUAAUCAAAUUAAUAUCAUUCAAUAGAUAGAAAAUAUUUCUUUCAUAAUCGUAUAAAAUAGAGAUGCAGAUUCCCCACAUCAGUGAGUAAUCUUUAUGUGAUGUGAGCAAGAUGUUUUGACCCUCCCAUAUUUUUAAACUUCAUUACCUCAGUAAAAGGCUUCUCAGCUUCAGCUUCAAUAGUAUUAACUGUCUUUCUGUUUCAAAAAAAAAGAUAGAAUGUUUUUUGUGUCCUUGUAUUGUCUUUGUAAUGAGAUAAGUCUGAAAAAAGAGAUCAAUGGAUUUUCCAGCACAGGUUGUGCUAUCACUUGAUCUCAUUUGGAAUAUUGCCGAUGUUUCACAUUGUUUUCAGAUAGUGCCUUUAGAAAUGUGAGAUCAUACAUUUAAAGAACAAAUAAUAAUUUCAUUUUCAAAUCUUUUCCAUGUAAAUAUGAUCAAAGAUUCUAGAAUGUGUCAGAAAACUUUAGAUUAUUGGAGACACAAGAGGCAGCAGAUGCUGAAUCUGGAGCAACAAUCUGUUGGAGGAACUCAGCGGCUUGAACGACAUCUGUGAGGGGAAAGGAACUGCUGAUGUUUGGGUCAAAACCCUGCAUCAGUCCUGUCAAACGUCAACAAUUCCUUUCCCCUCACAGAUGCUGCUCAAGGUGCUGAGUUCCUCCAGCAGAUUGUUUGUAACUUUACGUUAUUAAUAAUUAAAUUAAAGUGUCCAAAUAAAGACCAUUGAACGAUUGUAUCAAAUACUUAUACAUAUAUACAAGGGCCAGUAACGUUUUUAAUAACGAUUCCAUUUAAUUUCUGUAUUAGCAAUGUCCUCAUUAGUUUUAAAAUGGUUAUAAUGAAUUUAUUCAAUUAUCCAAUGAAAAUCAGUUUUGGUAAAGCUGGUCCAAAGCAAUAAGUAAUCUUGUUGUUCGCUUUGCAUUUCACUAAAAUUAUGACAUUAAUUUGUUUAGUUUAUGUAUUAUAAUUAUAUAUAGUUCCUCAUACACAGUAUUGAAUAUACAAUAAAUAUAAAGUCAUCUGAGUUGUUUACUUUUUAAAUAUGUGGUCUUAAAGAUCCAGGAUUAUGUGGGCUAAUUAUUCCUCAUUAUUUUGAGCUGACCCUGUGAUUUCACAGAAAACACAGAAUGUGACUGUAUUUUGCUACUUUACUUAAGGUAUGUA